Molecule: messenger RNA, 501 nt
Organism: Suillus plorans
Lineage: Eukaryota; Fungi; Basidiomycota; Agaricomycetes; Boletales; Suillaceae
Exons: 1
Source: RefSeq, a predicted model, not a curated record
GCAACACUUGAAAAGCCACCAAACCAUUCUCACUUCAGCAUGAUCCCUGAGGAGCUCCUGGGUCAGCAGUCAGUUCUCGCAUUACGUCGUCAGCAGCUUGAUGAGCAAGCACGAUCAAAAGCUUCGAGUACUGGCAACACACCUAUUAUCAAUGUCAACUUUCCUCCAGAGCUUUUUCAAUCUCUCCGUGCACUAGAACCUGCUCUUGCUCAAGCCCCUGCUACUGCUCUUCCUCCUGUUCCUCACCCUCCUGCCUCUGUGGUUACUACAUCUUUAUUGUCUCCAGCUCAGCUCGCAGCACCUGGCCCUCGAAUGUCUCUCACUGACUUUUGUGUUGCCUAUGAAGUAUCCGAAACACUUCAAGCCAAGCUUCUUCAGAACGGCUUUUCUUCAUCACACUCCUUCCGUUUUACCUCAUUGGAAGAUCUGGAGUCGAUUGGGCUACUUCGGGGUGAGCUUGCACAGCUUAGAGACGCUGUUUCACGUUGGUGUGGGGAGUAG